AUGGCCAGUGACGCUCUAAUAUCCUCCUCUAUCCCCUCUCCCCCAUCCCUCUUCCACCUCCUCCACUCCCUCUCGCGUUCCCCACUCCCUCCCUUCGUCCCCAGCAUGUCUAUCAGCACUCGUGUCAGCAGCGGCUCACAAGCUCAUAGGAGAAAGCACUCGCCUUGUGUCAGCUGCAGCUCACAAGUUUAUAGAGAGGUGGCUAACAUCACUCUCAUGUCCUCCUUUAUUCCCUCCUCACCAACCCUUUUUCACCUCUUCCCCUCUUCCCCACUGCGCUCUGUGCUUGUCUAUCAGCACUCGCCUUGUGUCAGCUGCGGCUCACAAGUUCAUAGGAGAGGUGGCCACACUCGCCUUGUAUCAGCUGCGGCUCACAAGUUCAUAGGAGAGGUGGCCAGUGACGCUCUACAGUUCUGCAAGAUUCGGCAAGCAGGCAGUGGCAAAGAAAUGAAGGCAAGAGGGCCCAAGGAGAAGAAGCUUGUACUCACUACAGAGGACCUUGCCGCUGCAUUGAAAGAGUAUGGUGUGAACGUGCGCAAACAAGACUAUUUUGUGGAUGGACCAACUCCGGAUACAGUCCUCUCCCUGUCUCACUUAUUCAUUCCCGCUCUUCGCGUGAAAGAGUCUCAUAAUGAAGAGGAUGAGGAGGAUGGAGAUGCGGAGGAGGUGUUGACGGUUGACGACGCCAUUGAUUCCAUUGGCUUCGGCCCCUACCAGCUCUUCCUUGUGUGUUACACUGGCCUCGCAUGGCUCGCUGACGCCAUGGAGAUGAUUCUGCUCUCCUUUGUGGGACCAGCGGCUCGGUGUGAGUUUGGUCUCUCAGCAGCAGAGGAGAGCCUUAUUGCGAGUGUGGUGUUUGUAGGUGUAUUUCUGGGCUCUUACGUGUGGGGUCUCGUGGCAGAUGCUUAUGGGAGAAGGAGAGGGUUCACGGCCACUGCCCUCUUCACUCUCUUCGCUGGUUUGCUCAGUGCAUGGUCACCCACCUUCCUCACUCUCCUCGUCUCGCGCUGCCUCGUGGGGUUCGGCAUUGGAGGGGCAUCCGUGGUCUUUUCCCUCUGCUCCGAAUUCCUUCCCUCCGACUGUCGGGGGUUCUGGCUCGUGUUUAUUGAGUUCUUCUGGACGAUUGGGUCGCUUCUAGAGGCAGCGCUUGCUUGGGCGGUCAUGCCGAGCCUACACUGGAGGGCGCUAGUGCUCCUCUCUGCUACGCCCUUUGCUCUCCUGCUGCUGCUCUACCCCUUUCUUCCUGAAUCACCCCGGUUUCUCCUGCUCAAAGGCAACACGUCAGCAGCACACAUAUUCCUAGAAAAAGCCGCCCGAACUAAUGGCAAGCGCCUGCCACCCGGGCGGCUAGUUUCGGCCGCAUCUGGUCCAAAGCUCCUGGCAUCACCACACCCCCCCUCUCCUUCUCCUGCACAUGCGUCCUCCUCCUCCCCUCCACUCUCCACUGUACAACCCCAUUCCCCUUCCUCCUCCUCCACCUCUUACUACCCGGUCUGUUCCUCUGCAACAUCCUUAUCUCAGUCCCGCCGUUCUGACACAGCACCUGAAUCCCCAAGGCUCCAGACCAGGACUUCGAUUGAGGAUUCCCAAGCAAAGCCUACAGCAGGAAGCCGAAAACUCCAUAGCAUAACGCCCCAAACCACGAGCCCAUCUCGCCCCCUUUGCUCUUCUUCUUCGUCGUCUUCCUCCCCCUCCUCCUUCUCGCCGCUCUCAUCACAACCAGUAUCAGAGAACCCAACCUAUGCUCAGGAAAGAAGUCAACACGGUUCACAUUCCAAUGAUCAGAUGCCGCACCAGCAGCAUCCCGACCCCCAACCCCAUCCUCAUCCCCAUCCCCAACCACGUCCGCAUCACCACCACCAGCAUUCCCAACCUUAUGCCCACUUACCUCCUCCUCCCCACCCGUCCUCCUCCUCCUCUUCCUCCUCCUCUCUCCACAAGCUCGCGAGCCUCCUUUCCCCCUCCCUCCUGCGCUCCACUCUUGUCGUUUGGCUGCUCUUUUUUGCCUCUGCCUUUUCUUACUAUGGGCUCGUGUUGCUAACAACUCAGCUCUCCACUCAACCCACCAUUCCGCACUCCUCUCAACCCACCACUCAGCUUUCUUUUCAACCCACCACUCCGCACUCCUCUCAAUCAGUAGGGGGAGCAGCAUUAGAUGCAGAAUCAGCGGCAGCAGCGGCGGCGGCAACAGCAACAGUAGCAGAAGGAGGAGCAGUAGAAGCAGCAGCAGCGGGAGAAAAUGCAUCGUAUUCCGCUGGCUCUUCCCCUGUUCCCUCUAGAGGCUUGCUCACUGAACAGUCUAUUUCUGAGGAGUCUCAAAAGUCAACGCCUGUCCCUGGCUCUUCACCUGUUCCCUCCAGAAGCUUGCUCAAUGAACAGGACUAUCCCAUCCCUACAGUAGCGAUCGCACUCCCUCCCCCUCCGCCUUCUCCUCAUCCUCCUCCUCUUCUCGGCCCUCGCACACCCAGUCAUCAACAAUCUCCUCCCUCACUUCGUCGUUCCUUGGCUUUGACCCAGCAACAAGAUACCUCCACCCCAGAUAAUUCCUCAGCCACUCACUCCCCUACCUCCUCCUCCUCCUCCUCCACCUCCCCAUCUUCCUUGUAUUCCCCUCCUCCCUCUUCCUCCUCUCUAUCUCCCUCUCCCAUACCGGGCUGCACUCCUGAAAAUCAACCUGAAAUUUCCUCCCAGACCUAUUCAGAUGUUUUUAUCACUUCAGCUGCAGAGCUGCCCGGUCUACUCAUCGCGCUGACCGGGGUUGAAAUUUUCGGUCGAAAGACCGUCCUCUGGGUUCUCCUCUGCUUAGCAGGGCUUUUUUUGCUGCCCCUUAUUCAGCCCUUGCCACCCACUGCCACCACAAUUUUUCUUUUUGCUGCCCGGGCAGCAAUUAUGGGUUCAUUUGCGGUGCUCUGGGCAUAUACCCCGGAAAUUUACCCGACCGAGAUAAGGUCUACGGGCCUCGGGGUGGCAAACUCAUGGGCAAGGCUGGGCGGCUUUCUUUGUCCAUUUGUGGCGGUCGGGCUGAUUGAAGGAAGUCACAGGGAGUUGGCUAUCCUCCUUUUUGUCUUCGUUCCUGUUUUUGCUGCCCUCGUUACUGCAUGCUUUGCAUCAGAGACAAAG
This is a messenger RNA of Closterium sp. Naga37s-1, 3120 nucleotides long. The record is from the annotation of a GenBank genome assembly. NCBI's taxonomy places the organism in Eukaryota, Viridiplantae, Streptophyta, Zygnematophyceae, Desmidiales, Closteriaceae.